Molecule: messenger RNA, 2423 nt
Organism: Nymphaea colorata (pocket water lily)
Lineage: Eukaryota; Viridiplantae; Streptophyta; Magnoliopsida; Nymphaeales; Nymphaeaceae
Product: putative serine/threonine-protein kinase
Exons: 7
Coding region: 856-1983 (375 amino acids)
Biological process (GO): protein phosphorylation
Molecular function (GO): protein kinase activity; ATP binding
Source: RefSeq, a predicted model, not a curated record
GUAGAAGCCAUUGCCGACUGUCGUUGGUGGUGGUGUCUGUGUUGGAAUAGUGGGCCACGGAUUCCAAAAGGACAAGUGGGGGAGGGGACUGGCCUAGAUUGAGUGCUUGCUGUGAGCAGCAUCGUUGACGCUGGAGUCAAAAGCGAAACCACCACCACCAACGGAAACAAACAGCUCUCUCCAGUUAUGUGUGCUCUGUUCCUGCCAAACUAUCGGUCACGACGACAACCCAAAUCAAGAGACUUGUGGAAUGCGAAACAACCUGACGAUCUUCCCUCUGUGUGAAAGGUUUUGCAAGGGAAACGGGAGUCGGUGUGGUUGUUUGCAAUCUGAGUGCCGGAUUGACCGAUCGAUCCUACCACCACAAAAGAGAGGAAGGGUGAAAGAGGGGGAGAGAGGGGAAGUGAAUGAUUCUGACUUCUGAGCAAAGAGACUGGAAGGCAAUCAUUCUCUCGUUUUUUUGGUCAAGGAGGAAUCUGAGAAUUUUCACCUUGUACCAUGCAGAAAUAACAUACCACCAGUCGGAGCCGUCCUCCUCGGGCCUCCGCCUGCCUACUCAGCUUUUACCAGCCCAAAAUAUAUACCGAUUUUCUCCUCCACCUUCUUUUUCUUCGUCUUUUUCCGUUUUCUCCCAAAGACUUGUCUUCUUGCUCCAUUCAACAGAAGUUUCCUGCUCUCCUUCCCUUUAAAUUGGAAACCCUUGUUCUUUGUUUCAGAAGGGCUUCCUCACUGGUAGAAAUUCCAGUUUUUCAGCUGCCGGAACAUCGAUUCGGUUCUCUUCCAAAACGACAUAAAAUUCUGGUUCAUCCAUCAAAGCCGAUUGCUCACUGGCAUUUUCAGCUGCACUCAACGGCUAUGUGGGUUUGCUGCUUUGGUUCCUCACAGGAGAAGGAAAAGAACAGAAGUGCUGCUGCGGAGCAUGCAGAUGAGCUUUCCAAAGCUGCAUUUUCGACCCAGUUAUAUUCCGAAAAUGAAAUGAAGCGGGCAACAAAUAAUUUUCAGCAAUGUAACAAAAUAGGCGGUGGUGGUUUUGGUGUGGUUUACAAGGGCAUCCUAAAAGACAAGAUGGAAGUUGCAAUCAAGAAGCUCUCCACAGAAUCAAUGCAAGGAGACAAUGAGUUUUUGACAGAGAUUCAAACCAUAUCAAACAUUAGGCACCCAAAUCUUGUCCAACUGAUUGGAUGCUGUGUACAGGGAAGCAGUAGGAUGCUAGUUUAUGAAUAUUUGGAGAACAACAGCCUUUCAAAUGCUUUAUUGGCCCCAAGAAACAAGAAGAUUGCACUUGGGUGGUCUAAGAGAGCUGCAAUCUGCAUCGGCACUGCUCGUGGACUUGCAUUUCUCCAUGAGGAACUGGAACCACAUAUUGUCCACCGUGAUAUCAAAGCCAGCAACAUUCUUCUUGAUAAAGAUCACCUUCCAAAGAUUGGAGACUUUGGACUUGCAAAACUUUUCCCAGACAAUGUUUCUCACAUCAGUACACGUGUUGCAGGAACAAUUGGCUAUUUGGCACCGGAGUAUGCAUUAUUAGGACAGUUAACAAAAAAAGCAGACGUUUACAGCUUUGGGGUUCUCCUCCUUGAAAUAAUCAGUGGCCGAAAUGUUUCAAAGCCAGAUUGGGCAGAAGCUGAUUUGUCUCUUUUGGAAUUGGCGUGGAAAUUGCAGCAGGAAAACAGAGUGCUUGAGAUUGUAGACGAAGAAUUGGAAGAAUAUCCUGAAGCAGAAGUGUUGCGUUUUAUCAAGGUAGCGCUCUUCUGUACUCAAGCAACAGCGAGCAACAGGCCAUCUAUGACGCAGGUGGUAGAAAUGCUUUCAAAACGAAAACAUCUAAAUGAGGAUUUGCUAACUGAGCCAGGCAUACUAAGGAAACCUGACCAUCUUUUUGGGGCCAAGGGAGGUUCCUCCCUCAGCACUCUGGUUUCUCAAGACAAUGCAUCCAUGCAAAUGGGUAGUGCAAUUUCAAUGUCACAACUGUACCCCCGUUGAUAUAUAACUUAUAAGCAUAGAUAUUUGUAAAGUCAUGAAGGCCUCUCUCAAGAUAGCGACGUGCUGCGGAUGAUUUUUUUGGGUUCUUCGAUUAUUUUUAACUAUGAGGAAGCCGGUCAACAUCACCAGCCACUAAGAAACUGUAACAGAAACCACUCAGUAUUCAUGCACUGGCAGGUAGGAAGGUGCGAGAACUUCACCGUCUGUCUAGGGGGAGGGAUCCGGUCGGUCCAUCUAGGUCAGCGUUGCUGCCUCCCACACGCUGGGAAUCUUCAUCAGGCUGCUGCAGAUUUUUGUUUUUUUCCUUCUCCUAGUGACCGAUAUGGGGAGAAUGGGUGCUGUUUUGUACGUCGAAAUGAACUGUGAGAUCGGGUCAGCUAUGACGGAUAUUAUCAGAUCUCUUAAGCUUCUGAAAUAAGGAAAUUGAUAUAAUUCUUUCA